Molecule: messenger RNA, 6795 nt
Organism: Pseudophryne corroboree (corroboree frog)
Lineage: Eukaryota; Metazoa; Chordata; Amphibia; Anura; Myobatrachidae
Gene: FHIP2A
Product: FHF complex subunit HOOK interacting protein 2A
Exons: 17
Coding region: 324-2603 (759 amino acids)
Source: RefSeq, a predicted model, not a curated record
GGCGGGGCAGCAGAGAGCCGGUAUGUGUAGUGGGUACAGUACAGCGAGUGGCCGGCGGGGGCAGCAGAGUGCCGGUAUGUGUAGUGGGUACAGUACAGCCAGUGGCCGCCGGGGGCAGCAGAGAGUUGCUGUGUGUAGUGGGUGCAGUACCGCUGGCGGCCGCCGGGGCAGCAGAGCGCGGCGCCGCGGAGUCUCCGGUGGUGUCUCCGGUCCCCGGUCUGGCAGCGCAGUGAGGAGCCGGUGACACGCUGGAGCGGCGGCGGCAGAAGAUCUCGGAUUUCUCCAGGUCCUCCCGGGAGAAGCUGCAGCAGCAGAGGGGGAAGAUGUUCUCCAAGCUGACGUCCAUCCUGCAGCAGGCGGUGGAAGCGCUCGCACCAUCGCUGCCGCUACAAGAAGACUUCGUGUACCACUGGAAAGCCAUCACCCAUUACUACAUAGAGACCUCUGAUGACAAAGCCCCCGUCACCGAUACCAACAUCCCCUCUCACCUGGAGCAGAUGCUGGACAUCCUGGUGCAGGAAGAACAUGAGCGGGAAUCUGGGGAGACCGGGCCCUGUAUGGAGUAUUUGUUACAUCACAAGGUCCUGGAGACGCUGUACACCCUGGGGAAAGCCGACUGUCCUCCAGGCAUGAAGCAGCAGAUCCUGGUCUUCUACACAAAGCUUCUGGGAAGGAUAAAGCAGCCCCUUCUGCCGCAUAUCAACGUGCACCGACCAGUACAGAAACUUAUCCGGCUGUGCGGGGAGGUGCUGGCCAAUCCCACGGAGAAUGAAGAGAUCCAGUUCUUGUGUAUAGUGUGUGCGAAGCUUAAACAGGACCCAUAUCUGGUCAACUUCUUUCUGGAGAACAAGAUGAAGACAUUUCUAACUGCUGGAUUGUCUAACAACCUUGGUGGACUUGCUGGGGGCAGCCAGGUGGAGGUUCUAGCCAACGACACCGGUCAGUCCCACCCCCCUGGGGCAGAGAGCGGUGAUGCAGGUGCAGAUGCGAUUCCAAAUACACACGCUGAGGCCCCCGACGAUACCUUAACAUCUGCCGAAAUCCUGGAAGAGGAAGCAGCCGCCAAUCACGUUCAGCAGGAUUAUAAUCUGGUUAACUCCUUGUUAAACCUGACAAAGAGCCCGGAUGGUCGGGUAGCUGUGAAAGCCUGCGAGGGGCUCAUGUUAUUAGUGAGUCUGCCAGAGCCAGCAGCCGCCAAGUGCCUUACGCAGAACACCGCCCUGUGCGAGCUGCUGACUGACCGGCUGACCUCUCUCUACCGCGCUCUGCCGCAGUCCAUCGACCCGCUGGAUAUCGAAACCGUGGAUGGGAUUAACUGGGGCCUGGAUGCAUACAACGUAAAGGAAGACACGUCGGCCUUCCCUGGGAAGAGAGCCUUAAUCUCGUUCCUAUCUUGGUUUGAUUAUUGCGAUCAACUUAUUAAAGAAGCGCACAGGAUGACCGCAGACACCUUGGCCAGAUCGGUGCGGGAGAGGUUCCUGGUGGGGGUGAUGGAACCGCAGCUGAUGCAGACCUCAGAGAUUGGGAUCCUGACGGCUACGUCCCUCCUCCAUAGAAUCGUGCGCCAAGUCACGUCCGAAGCCCUCCUCACUCAGAUUGUUGGUUUUGUUCUGGGAGAUGAACGGGAUCCAGAGACCCUAAGCAGCAUCCAGAGAACCCCCCUACGCUAUCGCCUCAUAGAACACUGCAACCAUAUCUCCGACGAGAUCAGUAUUAUGACCCUCCGGCUGUUCGAGCACCUAUUACAGAAACCCAAUGAGCACAUCCUCUAUAACCUAGUCCUGCGGAACUUACAGGAGAGGAACUAUAUUGAGUACAAGCCGCCAUGUCCCGAGGACAGAGACAUCGUGGAGAAUGGGCAGAUUGCCGGCGCAGUAGAUCUCGAGGAAGAUCCUAUAUUUACGGACAUGUCUCCUAACAACGCUCUGUCUAAGGAAUGGGUGAGCGCGUCACCUCCCAUCACCCCGGAUCAUCAGCGGAAUGACGGCAAGACGGAGGUGCACAAGAUCGUCAAUAGCUUCCUCUGUCUUGUUCCUGAUGAAGCCAAGUCCUCGUACCAGGUGGAGGGCACAGGUUACGACACAUACCUCAGGGACGCGCACCGCCAGUUCCGGGAUUACUGCGCCAUCUGUCUGCGCUGGGAGUGGCCUGGCACGGUGAAAGCCAUCGAGAAGUGCAAUUUAGAAGCCCCUUUCUUCGAGGGACAUUUCUUGAAAAUUUUGUUUGACAGAAUGGGCCGGAUCCUCGAUCAGCCGUACGAUGUGAACUUACAAGUGACGUCAGUGUUGUCCAAACUCUCUCUCUUCCCUCACCCCCAUACACACGAGUACCUGCUGGACCCCUACAUCAGCCUGGCCCCCGGCUGCCGCUCCCUCUUCUCCGUCAUUGUCAGGGUGGUUGGAGAUCUCAUGGUGAGAAUCCAGCGGAUCCCAGACUUCACCCCCAAACUUCUGCUUGUGAGGAAGAGGUUGCUGGGCCUGGAGCCAAAUGGGCCGAUCGUGGACCACAUGACCUUGUUAGAGGGGGUAAUUGUACUAGAAGAAUUCUGCAAAGAACUGGCUGCCAUUGCAUUCGUCAAAUAUCACAGUUCAAGCACCCCCUGAUGCCGUCAGUGGCGCAGCCCCAACACACCUGCGAGACCAAAUUUUAUCUUCUAAUUAUGUUUUAUUUUGUGCGAGGACUUUAUGUUGGAAAGAAGGGAACCGUGACACCCGCUGCCACGAUCUCCGGCUCGCGGUUGCGGAUCUUGCCCUCCGGGACAUGUGGAAUAAUGUCACUUUACUGCAUAUUGGAGAUACGUUAUCGAUGGUUUAUUUUCCUCCGUUACAUUGAGUGUUCUACAGAACUUUUUAAAUACUGGGAUUUUGGCUCCGUGUAUUUGGAUUCAUCAUGUAUUAAUUUUAACUUUAUUUCUGCUUUUAACACAAAGUCGCCACAACACAGAGAUGACCGGUGAUGCUGCCAUCAAUUGAGACGAGUCGGUGUCAGAAGUUUACAUUAACAUUGUGUUAUGUCUUACACCGCAAAGUGAUGGAGACGGAAUCAGAAGUGGCGAGAUGGUCAUUUUAUCACUGCGCGACUGAGCGCACAAACUGAGGGGGUUUACUUUCAUUUCUGAUUGGACAAAACUACGGCGGCGUUUUUGUAUUGAAACAAAGACGACGACACAACGCAUUUUUGGGGAGGGCUCUUUCGGUCUGUUAGUAUUCCUGUUUUUUUCUUUUUUAUGUACGUUCUGGGGAAACUGUUCUUCAUUUCAAACCAGGCUGCAACUCUGCUGUCUCUUCAUUGGUUGGACCGAGCGGUGACGGACAGCGUGGACGGUCUCCAUGUUUAUGCAUCACGCAGCCAUCCGCUAAUUUGCUUCAUGUGUUUCGUGUUGUGACGCCAGAUGUCACCGCUUGAUAACGUGCUGCUACAAUCUGCUCAACCACCCACAUUUUUUAAGUUGCUUUUUAACUUUUUUCUUUUUUUCUACAUUUUAAUAUAAAUAUUGUCGGUGCCAAUAAUGGCAUUUGUGAUAUGAGCUUGUAAAAAAUAAUAAUAUAUUUCAGGACUGGAUGUCAUUAUAUGUCUUACGUUCUCAGUAUAUCUGCUUUGUGUAUAUAUGUAGUGUAUAAAUUGUACUAUACAUACAUAUAAAGUCUUCCCAGGAAGGAAAUCGCUCUCUUCUACAGUGUGUGAUUCCCGUGGCGUUCCGCGCUCUCCCGUUACCGCCGUGUAGAGGGACACACGUGCGCUGAGGACUUUCUUACUGGGGAGAGGAUUAUGAAUGUUGGUAGUUUGGCACAUUUACACCUUAUUCUUUGUUUCACUAGGAAAGAUGCCUUAAGUACGUUUAGAGUGCGCCAGGCGCCCAUUGUGAGAAUACCUCCUGUCCAUCCACUAGGGAGGCGGGUCAUACUGUAUCUCAGUGACAUCACUUGGUGUCUGUGUCACAUGAUGCUCGCGGGCAGUAAGGGAGAUACCGCGGCUCUCACUGCAGACCCCACGCACCAGAGGGAGAUUACAUCAUUUUAUUUAACUACACAGCAGAACUUGGGACAAAUUGGCAAGGACUUUAUGUAAGAAGGGAACAGUGACACAGUCUGAUGUCACUAACCCUUGUGUCGUUAAUGUCAGGGGUUUCCUCUAGAUCAUAUAUCAGCAUCCUGUGCUGUGGAACCACAAGUACCAUGACAGACGGGGACUUGCGGUUUCAAAACAGCUGGAGAACUGGUUGCCAAACCUUGUUCUAGAUGGCAGUGUUUGUUUCUACUUAAAUUUGUUUUAAUAUAUUAUUUAAGGGGUCUAGUUUGUAACUUGCUCUAGCUUUAAUUGUUGGUUAGAUACGCUCUCUAGGAGAUUGUAUGUAGGACAUUGGUUCUCAACUCCGACCGUCAAGUACCCCCAGCAGGCCAUGUUUGUAGGAUUUCUGUCUACCGUAGCAGGUGGGAUAAUUACUAACCCAGCAAAACAAAUGAACUGUAUGAUCCCAGAAAUCCACAAAACAUGACCUGUUGGGAGUACGUGAAGACUGGUGAGAACCCCUGCUGUAGGAGGUACCCCACGUACAGGAUCCAGGUGUACAAUGUCCUCUGCUAGAGAUUCCAAACCAAAGCUGGAGGCCGGGUGUGUAGAUGGAGGCAUUACACAAUACCCCUGAAGAAGAGCCUGAGCGGAGAGGCACCAGUUACAGUUCCACAUCGCAGACUGCUAAAUAAACUUGAAAGUUUGGGAUUGGAUAUUAGGAUUAUUGAAUGGAUAAGAUCUUGGUUGAAGGAUAAAAAACAGAGAAUUGUGGUAAAUGGAGUGCAUUCACAGGAGGGAAAUGUUACCAGUGGAGUACCCCAGGGAUUUGUACUUGGACCAGUGCUUUUUGAUAUCUUUAUUGGUGACAUUGCAAAUGGCAUUAAAGGGAAGGUAUGCAACAGGGUAGACACACCAGGUGGGGCAAAACAAAUGAUUGAGGAUCUAGGUAGACUAGAGGAAUGGUCAAGAGUCUGGCAAUUACAGUUUAAUGCCAAAAAAUGCAAAAUCAUGCACUUGGGUCUCAAAAAUCCUAAAGCUAAAUACAGUAUUAAUGGCACUAUACUGGAAACUACUGGGGAGGAAAGGGAUCUAGGAGUCACUAUCUCAGGUGACAUAAAGACAGGUAAGCAAUGUAACACAGCAAUGAGGAAGGCUAGUCAGAUGCUUGGCUGCAUUGGGAGAGGAAUCAGCAGCAGAAAGAAAGAAGUAAUAAUGCCACUGUAUAGGUCAUUGGUACGGCCUCAUCUAGAAUACUGUAUUCAGUUCUGGAGGCCAUAUCCUCAAAAGGAUAUUAAUACAUUAGAAACUGUACAAAGGAGGGCAACUAAAAUGGUGCAUGGCCUACAUCACAAAACAUACCCAGAAAGACUAAGAAAUCUCAAUAUGUAUAGUUUGGAGCAGAGAAGGGAAAGGGGGGACAUGAUAGAAACUUUCAAAUAUAUCAGGGGUUUUAACAAAGUCCAGGAGGGAAACAUUCUCCAAAUGAAGAGAAGCAAUAGGACACGAGGACAUGCACUGAGACUGGAGGGGGGAGGUUCAGGGGAAAUUUGCGGAAAAAUUAUUUCACAGAAAGGGUAGUGGAUAAGUGGAAUAGCCUCCCAUCAGAGGUGGUAGAGGCUAAGACAGUAGAGCAAUUUAAACAUGCAUGGGAUAGACAUAAGGAUAUCCUUACAAAGAAAUAAGGAUCAAAUAAGGUUAGAGAUAAAAAUAAAAUAAAAAAAAAUAAAAAGGGGCAGACUAGAUGGGCCAAGUGGUUCUUAUCUGACGACAAAUUCUAUGUUUCUAAGUUAGAUACACCAUAUAAAGUGUAUCUAACCAACAAUUAAAGCUAGGGUAACGGUUCCACUUACAAAUAACCCAGAAAGGUGGAUUAUAUGUUUGAGGAAGGUGGGGGAUUCUGACUUAAUAUUUCUUGGGAUAGUCACCCUCGCAUGUAUAGUUUCUGGAAAAAAACCUAAAACUCCUGACGGGGCAUUUUUGUCCCAUAUAGCAAUUCUACAUCAUUAGUGGUUGUUAGGUUUGUAGAUUAUUUAUACAAAGAACAUGAUUGAUGAGCUGUAUGUCAUCUUCUUACCCAAGUUUGCCCUUUCUUUGCUGAUUUUACGUAUUUUUCUACAUUUUUGGGGCCUACAUAGUCUCUAGUACAAUCGCUGCGUCUGCGAUUCAAGGCGAAAUUUUAAAGAAACAGAUAAUCGACACCUUUUAGAGCGCCUCAGUCGCGCAUGGCUAUUGCUCCAUGUGGCGUAUAGACCGUGGGUGUUUGAGGACAUAUCUCUGUAUGGUCUUUCACAUUAAUACUUAAUAUAAUAUUCACUGUAGUAUCUACAGAGUGCCUCAUUAAUGUGCCCUGACUGACUGGUGUGUGGGGACACGCAGUGUAAAGGAACGAACGUCUAUAACAGGCAGGGAAGGGUUAUACGUGACGCAGAUGGUCAGUCAUGUGACCGGAGAGAGGUAUGAAUCUUUAGAGAGAGAUAAAGUGGAGCGAGCUAUAAACCAGCCUCUGACUGUCCCGUUACCGUGUUAGACUAAUGACAGCUAGAAGCAGUUUGGAUUGAUACAGCUCCCCCUCAGUGUCUAGAUUAUACUCCCAGCGGUGGUUGAGCGCAGUGAAAUACCUGGUCGUGACUGAGCGCCCGCCAUGUGCAUGACAUAUACAGGUGCGCAGUAUAUACAUGUAGCGGUUUCUGGUGCUGCCAGGACAUUAUUCUAUUCUCUGCUGUCAGUCUCUGGUCACUUCACCCAUUGCACUUCCUGUCCAAUAAAAUGCCGUCAUCACCUGAC